AUGGAUUUUCGAUCGUUGGAUUCUUACGGAAUGGCUGAGAAUAUAUUGGUGGAUUCUCAUGUUUGGGUGGAAGACCCAGAGAUAGCAUGGAUUGAUGGGGUUGUACUGAAUAUAAAAGGAGACGAAGCUGAGGUUAAAACCAACGAUGGCAGAGAGGUUAUUGCCAACUUAUCAAAACUCCAUCCAAAAGACGCUGAAGCUCCUUCAGAGGGAGUAGAGGACAUGACAAGAUUAUCUUACUUGCAUGAGCCUGCAGUUCUCGACAACUUGGCUACCAGAUAUGAGAUGAAUGAAAUUUAUACUUAUACAGGAAACAUUCUUAUUGCUGUCAAUCCCUUUCAAGGGCUCCCGCAUCUUUAUGAUGCUGAGGUUAUGGAAAAGUACAAGGAAGCCUCGUUCAAAGAGUUGAGUCCUCAUGUUUUUGCAAUUGGUGGAAUUGCAUAUAGUCUGGAGCUAUAUCCCUACAUUGACAUCUCAAAUCCAGUUCUUGAGGCAUUUGGAAAUGCGAAGACUGUUAAGAACAACAAUUCCAGCUGCUACGAACUUGAUGGUGUGAAUGAUGCAGAGGAGUAUCUUGCUACUAGAAGGGCUAUGGAUGUAGUUGGAAUAAGUGAACAAGAACAGGAUGCAAUUUUCAGAGUUGUGGCUGCCAUUCUCCAUCUUGGGAAUAUUGAAUUUUCCAAGGGAGAAGAUGCUGAUUCAUCAUCUCUAAAAGAUGAACAGUCAAUGUUUCAUCUCCAAAUGACAUCAGAAUUGCUCAUGUGUGAUCCCUGUUCCUUGGAAGAUGCUUUGUGUAAGCGUAUGAUGGUCACCCCAGAAGAAGUUAUCAAGAGAAGUCUUGAUCCUCUUGGCGCUGCUGUUAGCAGGGAUGGUUUAGCAAAGACAAUAUACUCUAGACUCUUUGAUUGGUUGGUAAACAAAAUAAAUAUCUCUAUCGGGCAAGAUUCUCACUCUAGGCGCUUGAUCGGAGUCCUUGACAUUUAUGGGUUUGAGAGCUUUAAAACCAACAGCUUUGAGCAGUUCUGUAUCAAUUACACGAAUGAAAAGCUGCAACAGCAUUUCAACCAGCAUGUAUUCAAAAUGGAACAAGGUGAAUAUCAGAAAGAAGAAAUAGAUUGGAGCUAUGUGGAGUUUGUUGAUAAUCAAGAUGUUGUGGAUCUGAUUGAAAAGAAGCCGGGUGGUAUUAUUGCUCUUCUAGAUGAAGCAUGCAUGCUACCAAAAUCAACUCCUGAAACAUUUUCUGAGAAGCUGUAUCAAACAUUCAGGGAUCAUAAGCGCUUCAUAAAACCAAAAUUGACUCGCUCAGAUUUUACAUUAGUUCAUUAUGCAGGGGAUGUUCGGUACCAGUCCGAUCAAUUCUUAGACAAAAACAAAGACUAUGUUGUUGCCGAGCAUCAGGAUAUGUUAAUCGCUUCCAAAUGUUCUUUUGUGUCAGGCCUAUUUCCUCCUCUUCCUAAAGAGAGUAGCAAAUCUAAGUUUUCCUCAAUUGGCGCUCGUUUCAAGUUACAACUGCAACAGCUGAUGGAGACACUGAACUCUACGGAACCGCACUACAUCAGAUGUGUUAAGCCAAACAAUUUGUUGCAACCAACGGUGUUUGACAAUGCCAAUGUCUUGCAUCAAUUACGUUCUGGGGGUGUUCUUGAGGCCAUCAGAGUGAAAUGCGCUGGAUAUCCAACAAAUAGGACUUUCAUUGAAUUCUUAAAUCGAUUUAUCAUUCUUGCACCGGAAAUUCUGAAAGGAGAGUACGAAGCAGAUGUUGCAUGCAAGUGGAUUUUGGAGAAAAAGGGGCUUACAGGUUACCAGAUUGGAAAAAAUAAAGUUUUCCUGAGAGCUGGUCAAAUGGCUGAGCUAGAUGCACACAGAACAAGAGUGCUUGGCGAAGCAGCGAGGAUGAUUCAGGGGCAAGUUAGAACUCGUCUGACAAGAGAACGAUAUGUUCUCAUGCGGAGGGCUUCAGUUCAUAUACAGGCUAAUUGGAGAGGAAAUCUUGCACGAAAGAUAUCCACGAACAUGAGAAGGGAGGAAGCUGCCAUCAAAAUCCAGAAAAACUUACGUAGACAGAUUGCAAAGAAAGAUUAUGGAAACACCAAAUUAUCCGCAGUCACCUUGCAAAGUGGAGUCCGGACAAUGGCUGCACGCCAUGAAUUCCAUUUUAAACUGAAGUCUAGGGCAGCGACUGUGAUUCAGGCGUACUGGCGUGGUUACAGUGCUAUAUCUGACUACAAGAAACUGAAAAGAGCUUCUCUUGUGUAUCAAAGUAGACUAAGAGGAAGAAUUGCCAGAAAACAGUUGGGACAGCCAAAUCAGGCUGACAAAAACAAAGAGACAGAACAUGAAAGAGAGGGGGAACUUUCAAUCCAAGCAGAAGAUGGACUUGAUAAGUCCUUCGUAAUGCAUUCAGAUCAAAGUGAUGAUGAAGAGAUCGGAGAUAAACAAUAUCCAAAACUUUCCAUCCAAGCAGAAGAUGGACUUGAUAAGUCUUUCGUACUGCAUUCAGAUCAAAGUGAUGAUGAAGAGAUCGGAGAUGAACAAAAGCCAAAACUUUCCAUCCAAGCAGAAGAUGGACUUAAUAAGUCCUUCGUGAUGCAUUCAGAUCAAAGUGAUGAUGAAGAGAUCGGAGAUGAAGAAAAGCCAAAACUUUCCAUCCAAGAAGAAGAUGGACUUGAUAAGACCUUUGUAAUGCAUUCAGAUCAAAGUGAUGAUGAAGAGAUCGGACAUGAAAGACAUACAAAAGAUUCCAUCCAAGAAGAAGAUGGAAUUGACAAAUCCUUUGGUCUCGAUUCAGAGAAGCCUUUCAACAAUUUUUCUGUUGUCAGCCAAAUAACGGAUCCUAUUCGUGAUACAGAAAUGGAGUCCCUCACUGCCGAAGUUGAGAUGCUGAAGGCCUUGUUGCAAGUUGAGAAACAAAGAGCUGACAUUUCCGAAAGAAAAUGUGCUGAAGCUCGAGAACUUGGUGAGAGAAGACGCAAAAGGUUGUUAUAUUCUAUGUCGGACCAAUUCUCACAGUUGAAGUCCAUCUUGAGAUCUACUUCCAUGUCUUCAACGUUGGCUUCAGCGCCAGUUGUACGUGAUGAUCUUGCUGACAGCUCUGAGAACUCUGAAGCCUCAUCAAGUGAUUCUGAUUUCACUUUCCCGGCUCCAUCUCCUUCCGCAGACAGCUUUUCGUCAUUUAAUCCAAAUCAGCUGCAAGUCAUUGUUCAAGAUCUAUCAACCCCAGAAGCCAAAGGAACAGAGAACUAUGACAGUGAUAAGGAAGGAGGAUUUGAAGAUUACUUUUGAUGAUGAAGCGCCGAUUUUAUUUUCACCAGAUCUUUGGAGUGCUGAUAACCUCAUUACUCCGUUGUUGUGCCACAGUGCAAUUGUUUUACUGUUUAUUACACUUAGUUCAAACUCCAAUUGUAAUUUUCUCAUGAUUAGAUGCUGCAAUCAAUAACUGUGUAGGCCAGGUUCUAUGUGUUUAAUGCAUACAAAAGCCAUGUUUGUUUCUUCAACUAAUACAAUUGCUAAUGAAUUCCGGAAUUAUUAUGUUUC
Messenger RNA from Thlaspi arvense, 3534 nucleotides. Lineage: Eukaryota; Viridiplantae; Streptophyta; Magnoliopsida; Brassicales; Brassicaceae. The record is from the annotation of a GenBank genome assembly.